CUGACCAUCAAAAACACUGCAGAUUUUGUUGCGAAAUUUUUGUGACGUCACGAUAUAAUAGUAUUUCAUUGGCUGUGUGCUUCGUCAGAGUUCCUUCCAGUGACCGCCUGGGCUGAGAUGGCGUCGACCAAGGUGAAAUCGCAACAACAGAACCCACGGGCUGACAGCUACCGCUAUGCUGUCACUCCAGGGGGAGAAGAUCCCAAAAAGGGGAAGAAGAAGAAGUCAAAAAAGGAAAAUCUUGAUGAACUCAAACAAGAGUUGGAAAUGGAUGAGCAUAAGAUCCCUAUUGAAGAAUUAUACGCCAGGCUAGGCACUGAUCCCACUAUGGGAUUAACAUCGCAACGAGCCAAAGAAAUCCUAGAGAGAGAUGGUCCAAAUGCACUGACCCCACCUCCUACUACCCCUGAGUGGAUCAAGUUCUGCAAGCUUUUAUUUGGAGGUUUCUCAUUACUUCUGUGGAUAGGUGCCAUUCUCUGUUUUAUAGCUUAUUCUAUUCAAGCUAGUGCCUAUGAUGAUCCACCAGGUGAUAACUUAUACUUGGGUAUAGUGUUGACAGCUGUGGUGUUAGUUACUGGCAUUUUCUCCUAUUACCAAGAAGCCAAGAGUUCAAAAAUUAUGGAAAGCUUCAAAAGUAUGGUUCCUCAGUUUGCCGUUGUUACUAGAAAUGGAAAGAUUUCAAAUGUCAAAGCUGAAGAGUUAGUUGUGGGAGAUAUCAUUGAUGUCAAGUUUGGAGACAGAGUGCCAGCUGAUGUCCGUGUCAUCACUGCUCAUGGCUUCAAGGUAGACAACUCUUCCCUGACUGGAGAAUCAGAACCCCAGACUAGAACACCAGAUUUCACAAAUGAAAACCCACUUGAAACCCGUAACAUUGCUUUCUUCUCAACAAACGCUGUGGAAGGUACCUGCAAGGGAGUUGUAAUCAGAUGUGGUGACAUGACUGUUAUGGGACGUAUUGCUAACUUGGCCUCUGGACUGGAAGUUGGAGAAACCCCAAUUGCUAAGGAAAUUGCCCAUUUCAUUCACAUUGUAACAGGUGUGGCUGUCUUUUUGGGAGUAUCAUUCUUCAUUAUUGCCUUCAUUCUGGAAUAUUUCUGGCUGGAUGCUGUCAUCUUCUUGAUUGGUAUCAUUGUCGCAAACGUACCAGAGGGUCUUUUGGCUACUGUAACUGUAUGCUUGACUCUGACCGCAAAGAGAAUGGCAAAGAAAAAUUGCUUGGUCAAGAACUUGGAAGCUGUAGAAACUCUUGGAUCCACCUCUACCAUCUGCUCUGACAAGACUGGAACCUUGACACAAAACAGAAUGACAGUAGCUCACAUGUGGUUUGAUGGAAAAAUUGUGGAGGCUGACACCAGUGAUGACCAGACCAAUGCUUCCUACAGCAGCAGUGAUGAAACAUGGAUGGCUCUUGCCCGCAUUGCUAUGUUGUGUAACCGUGCCGAGUUCACUGCCAACCAGGAGCAUUUACCCGUAUUAAAGAGAGAGUGCAAUGGUGAUGCUUCCGAAUCUGCUCUUCUGAAAUGCGUUGAGCUGUCCAUUGGAAAAGUUACCGAGUUCAGAGCAAGGAACAAGAAAAUCUGUGAAAUUCCAUUCAACUCGAGCAAUAAAUAUCAGGUAUCUAUCCAUGAGACUGAGAAUCCUAACGAUCCGAGGUGUCUGCUUGUAAUGAAGGGAGCCCCUGAAAGAAUCCUUGAGAGAAGUUCCACUGUUCUGAUGCACGGAAAAGAGGUGCCAAUGGAUGACAACUUCAGAGAGGCAUUCAACAAUGCAUACAUGGAAUUGGGAGGUCUUGGAGAACGUGUAUUGGGAUUCUGUGACUACUUCCUGCCUGCUGACCAGUACCCACCAGGUUACCCUUACGAUUCUGAUGAUGCUAACUUCCCCCUGACUGGCCUCCGAUUUGUUGGUCUCAUGUCCAUGAUUGAUCCCCCAAGAGCUGCUGUCCCUGAUGCUGUUGGAAAAUGCAGAAGUGCCGGAAUCAAGGUUAUUAUGGUUACCGGUGAUCACCCCAUCACAGCUAAGGCCAUUGCCAAGGGUGUAGGAAUCAUCUCUGAAGGAAGCAAAACUAUUGAGGAUCUUGCAGCAGAACGUGGAGUCCCAGUUGAGGAAAUUCAGGAUACAGGUGCUGCCAAGGCUGCUGUUAUCCACGGAGGUGACCUGAGAGACAUGACCCCCGCCCAGAUUGAUGAAGUCCUGAAGAACCACUCUGAGAUUGUGUUUGCCCGUACCUCACCCCAACAGAAACUGAUCAUUGUAGAAGGUUGCCAGCGUCAGGGUGCCAUUGUAGCCGUAACUGGUGAUGGUGUCAACGACUCUCCCGCUUUGAAAAAGGCUGACAUUGGUGUUGCUAUGGGUAUUGCUGGAUCAGAUGUGAGUAAACAGGCAGCUGACAUGAUCUUGUUGGACGACAACUUUGCCUCCAUUGUAACAGGAGUAGAAGAAGGCCGUUUGAUCUUUGACAACUUGAAGAAAUCUAUUGCCUACACUCUGACCUCUAACAUCCCUGAGAUCUCACCUUUCUUGUUCUUCAUUCUAUUGGAUAUCCCUCUGCCACUUGGAACCAUCACCAUUCUGUGUAUUGAUUUGGGAACUGACAUGGUACCAGCUAUUUCCAUGGCUUAUGAAGGACCUGAAAGUGACAUCAUGAAGAGACAGCCUCGUGAUCCAUUCAAGGAUAAACUUGUCAACGAAAGAUUGAUCUCCAUGGCCUAUGGACAGAUUGGUAUGAUUCAGGCUUCCUCAGGUUUCUUUGUGUACUUCGUUAUUAUGGGAGAAAAUGGUUUCUGGAUGACUCGUCUUCUGGGAUUGAGAGAACAGUGGGACUCUCAAGCCAUCAAUGAUUUACAAGACUCCUAUGGACAAGAAUGGACUUACAGCCAGAGAAAAAUCUUGGAAUACACUUGCCACACUGCUUUCUUCGUGUCUAUUGUGGUUGUGCAGUGGGCUGAUUUAAUCAUUUGUAAAACUAGAAGACUCUCACUCUUCCACCAGGGAAUGAAGAAUCACCACAUGACCUUUGGUUUGUUCUUUGAGACGGCUCUUGCUGCUUUCUUGACCUACUGUCCAGGAUUAGAGCAAGGUCUUCGUAUGCAGAAUCUUAGAUGGUCAUGGUGGUUUCCAGCUUUCCCAUUCAGCAUUGCUAUCUUCAUUUAUGAUGAAUCCCGAAAAUACGUUCUCAGACGCAAUCCAGGUGGUUUUGUGGAACGGGAAACAUACUAUUAAUAGAAGGCAUGUUAUAGGUGCAAGUACAGACUAUUUCAAUAGAACAUAUGUGUUUAUAGAGAAAGUGAACAGAUUUACAUGAAGUCUUUUAAUCAACAUUUAUGAGAAUAUUUUCAAGUGACAGACCAGCUACAUACAUGUUCCAUCAUAGGUAUGCACAUUUUUGGCAUUGUUUAUAGACAUUUGGGAAUCCCGAUCCUACUCGAUUCUGUCCCUUGAAUACUUUCAUAGGUGCUGGUGUAUGUGGUUGUUGUUAAUAUGAUCUUUGUACAUUAAGCAAUUAGUUUUUUUAUUAUCAAUGUUUUAAUUGUUAAAAUGUCAUUCUUUAAGAUCACAAUAUUGUACACUGUGGCUGAAAGAAAGUACACAAGUAUUUUAUCACCGUAGUUAGCACCAUAAUUCAUUUACAAGAAAAUAGAUACUUAAAUGUUUUAUUCAAAUGUAUCCUAUAUUUUUUAUUUUUCGCUCAUAAAUUUUUAAUUUUUAUAUACUGUACAAAUGUUUUUUAAACCAAAACUUGUGAUCUUUUCUUUGAAAUUGUCAGUUCACCUCUUCUUCUUUCUGUGAAGAUAGAAUACCAAAAAUGCAUUUUUCUCCCAAUUCUGGUCUAAUGACACAAAUAUUUAAACAAAUCCUUUGAUAAGGAAAUCGCACGUCUUUGUCAGUGUACAGAUCUUAGUGAAUGUGGAUUUUUGUAAAUAAUAUUGCACAUAUCGUAACCAGGAAAAAAUCUUAGCAUCGCAUAAUUCUCUUAAAUUGACGACAGGGAAUAAUCACUAAUAUAUGACUGGGACAUAAAAUUAUAAUUUUAAUGAAAUAAAAUGUAAUAUGUAUAUCACAUGAUCUUACAAUAUGAUAAACAGUUAAAUUAAAAUUAUUAGACUCUAUAUGAAGUAUAAUAUGAAUUAAGAUGUAUGUUUACAUUAAUACCAAAUUAUGGUUUGUGUAUAAGAGUUGACGCAAUGAAAGAACAUUCCAGAUAAUGCAUUACCUAGAGCUAGUAUGGUAUAACCACCACAAGACAGACAAACUGUACAAAGAUGCAAUAUUGUAGGCUAUAGAAAUUUUAUCCUUAAAUAGUUUUGAGAAUUCAUUUGAAUUUAAAAAAUAGAGUAGAUUUUCUAAUUUUCAUUGUUUUGAAUUUGUGGCAUUUAGAAUCUCGGAAAAAAAAGAUGUGCAACUUUAAUUGCGUAGCAUUUUUUCUUGUUCGCUUUGUUUGUCAUUUCAUAUACAGAGUUUAGUGAUGCAAAAGUGAGGGGUUCCAGUAAUGUGGGUAGCUAUUUAAUUUUAUUUGGAACUUCUAAACUUUUGUGGCACUCCUAGCGGACUUCGACAGCUUGUAGGAGUGCUGCUGUAAAGCCUCAUCCAUAGUGGUGCUCCUCAUAGCUGUAGGGGCUCGGCCUUGCAAAGGAAUAUUUUUAUUUUCUCUAAAUUGUGUAAUCUACUGCAUGUGUUUAGCACAGACCUCGUUUACUCUGGUUCAUAUAGAACAUUUUUGUCCAUUCAGGUGGAGUUUUGUCUUUCAUUUUUAUAGAACAUGAAUUUCACCUGCCAAUUGUUUGUAGAAGAAUAACACAAUUUUCAAUAAACCUUUUAGAGACUUG
Saccostrea cuccullata (small rock oyster) is the source of this 4826-nucleotide messenger RNA. Its product is annotated as sodium/potassium-transporting ATPase subunit alpha-like. The transcript is spliced from 20 exons. Gene Ontology annotation, cellular component: plasma membrane. Gene Ontology annotation, molecular function: P-type sodium:potassium-exchanging transporter activity; ATP hydrolysis activity; ATP binding. The record is from RefSeq and is a predicted model, not a curated record. Gene Ontology annotation, biological process: potassium ion import across plasma membrane; intracellular sodium ion homeostasis; intracellular potassium ion homeostasis. Lineage: Eukaryota; Metazoa; Mollusca; Bivalvia; Ostreida; Ostreidae. The coding region runs from base 118 to 3222 and encodes 1034 amino acids.